Molecule: messenger RNA, 2500 nt
Organism: Triplophysa rosa
Lineage: Eukaryota; Metazoa; Chordata; Actinopteri; Cypriniformes; Nemacheilidae
Gene: ddhd2
Product: DDHD domain containing 2
Exons: 17
Coding region: 136-2142 (668 amino acids)
Cellular component (GO): COPII-coated ER to Golgi transport vesicle
Molecular function (GO): triacylglycerol lipase activity; metal ion binding; protein binding
Source: RefSeq, a predicted model, not a curated record
UUAAGACCAAUAUUAAAUGUCCAGCAUUUUUUCGGAAGUUAUACUUACACCGAUGAACGGCACAGUGAGGUUUGCUCUGUCAGAAGUCAAUUGUCCCAAACGGGCACCCGUACGGACAGCCGGUAAGCGCUCGGCAUGACUACCGCUGAGCCAUAUGAACCUGUCCAGUACCACUGGUUCUACAACCAGCAGGUGGACUCCAGGGAUUCCUGGCAAUCCUUCAGCAGGGAGGACUCGCAGCGGCUAGAGGAUGCUUACAGUCGAGUAGGGAAAAAUGGAAUGGAGGAAGUGGUGGUGGCUACUGAAGGAAGGAGGUAUGAUGUCAGGCUACGAGAAAGACGACGUUACGCUGUAUACUGGGAACAGACACCCACCGAGGUCAGGCGGUGCUCGUGGUUCCACAAAGGCAGCAAAGACAUGAACUUUUCUCCUUAUACUGAAGAACUCAGUGAGAUCCUAGAGGACGCCUAUAUGAUUGCAGUUACCCUGAACGAAUGGAAAACAAAUCUGGAGCUUCCAACAGGAGAAACUGUGAUCCUUCACAAUCCAAAGCUCAUGACACAGCAUCAAAACAGCUGCAAGGACUUCCCCCCUUCCCCGACGGAUCGGGCUCAACCCAGGACGCUGAAAAGAGGAAUUGAAAAUAUUUCAAUAGAGAUACCAGAGGGAGAGCCGGAGAUAGUAGACCAUCUGGUGUUUAUGGUUCACGGAAUUGGUCCGGCCUGUGACAUACGUCUCCGUAGCAUUGUCCAUUGUGUGAACGAGUUUCGUAACGCAUCCAACGGCCUUAUAAACACUCACUUCAGUCAGGGUGAGAGCACAAGCACCAUUGGAAGAGUGGAGUAUCUUCCAGUCAAUUGGCACAGAGUCUUGCAUGGAGAAACUAUAGGAGUUGACAAAGACAUUGAGAGAAUCACACUUCCCAGUAUCAGCCGCCUGCGUCAGUUCAGCAAUGAUACAGUGCUGGACCUUUUCUUCUACAAUAGCGCCACAUACUGUCAGACCAUUGUAGAUACAGUGGCCUCGGAGAUCAACAGUCUGCACAGCCUCUUCCUACAAAGACAUCCAUCCUUUAAAGGAAAUGUUUCACUGGCAGGACACAGUCUUGGUUCAUUGAUACUUUUUGAUCUUUUGACCAAUCAGGAGAUAGAUUCAGAGGCCACUGGUCAUGAUGAGCUCCAUGAUGAUGACCCUAAAAUUGCUACAGCUUGCUGUUCCUUUAACAACCUGGAGGAUGCGCUAAGGGGUCAGGGGUUGGAGGAGCACCUCAAAAUACUACAGAGAGAACAUGUAGAUAUAGAUUCCCUGAUGCUUUGCUCAGAGAGGGACCUUAAAGACAUUGGAAUACCUCUUGGUCCUCGCAAGAAAAUCAUGAACUUUGUGAAGAAAUGGAAGCACUCCAGAGCUGGAAGUGGACAUGCAGCUCAUUCCUCAGGUCUAGGUGUGAGAAGUGCUAAUGAACAUCAGACCCCCACCACUAGUGCAGUGGAUUAUCAGCAUUUUGAUGUUGGCAUUGGACAGGUAUCCAUUGACUAUCCUCAGUUUGCAUUUCAUCCUCAGGCAUUUUUUGCCUUAGGCUCACCCAUAGGAAUGUUUUUGAUUGUCCGAGGACUAAAGAGGAUCGACCCUAAUUACAGCUUCCCUACCUGCAAGAGUUUCUACAACAUCUUCCAUCCAUUUGACCCAGUGGCAUAUAGGAUCGAGCCCAUGAUUUUGCCUUCAGAUGUAAACCUACCAGCUAUGUUGAUGCCCCAUCAUAAAGGCAGAAAGAGGAUGCAUCUCGAGCUAAAAGAGGGUUUGACUCGAGUCAGCUCUGACUUUUUGGGCUCCCUGCGCAUGGUUUGGCAGAGCAUUUCUCAGGUGCCCACACCAGCACUGGCGGAGGGUGGAGUCAAUUCAGUGUCCACUAUAGAGGAACCAGAAGACUCACCAAUGGAACAGGAAGAGAAGAUCAUGAAGGUGGGGAUGUUGAAUCGCGGACGACGCAUUGAUUAUGUUCUUCAGGAGACUCCAAUAGAGAGUUUCAAUGAAUACCUAUUCGCCAUACAGAGCCAUUUGUGCUACUGGGAGUCGGAAGAUACUGCUCUCUUGGUUCUGAAGGAGAUAUAUGAACAUUUUCCAGUGGCAUCUUCACAGUCUUAGGUGUGAUUGUUAUAAAUGUAUUGUGUAGUAAUGACAACAUUUAAGGCCCAGUAUAUGUCUAGUAACUGAUUUAACUGAUUUUAACCAGUAAACUACCUAAAAAAAUAUUUUUGAAAUGGAAUGUAAUCUAAACUUUUGCCAAGUAUUACAGUAUUAUGUCACUAAUCUCAAGGCAGGCUUUGAGACACCCGACCCAUAAAUGUCCCCUUGUGCACCAACCUUGACUCUAUUCUAACUUAUUGUGACUUUGGUCGGUGGUUUUCUAAUUUUGAGAUUAAUACUUUAAUAUUGUAUUUUAAAUGUAUGGAUGUUUGUGAUGUUUUUUAUUAUUAUUAAAUUCCUAAGGUCUUAUACUUAG